Messenger RNA from Euleptes europaea (tarantolino), 822 nucleotides. It is a transcript of the gene ORAI3, whose product is annotated as ORAI calcium release-activated calcium modulator 3. Bases 1 to 822 code for a protein of 273 amino acids. NCBI's taxonomy places the organism in Eukaryota, Metazoa, Chordata, Lepidosauria, Squamata, Sphaerodactylidae. The transcript has 2 exons. The record is from RefSeq and is a predicted model, not a curated record. Gene Ontology annotation, cellular component: membrane. Gene Ontology annotation, biological process: store-operated calcium entry. Gene Ontology annotation, molecular function: store-operated calcium channel activity.
AUGAAGCCCGGCGAGGGAGCCGAGGAGGCCGCCGAAGCGGAGCGGGAGCCGCUCAACCCGGAGUCCUCGGAGACGUUGGGCGUCUCGGCCACCUACCGCGAGUUCGUGCGCCGCAGCUACCUGGAGCUGAUGAGCGCCAACCAGCACUCCCUCCAUGCUCUCAACUGGCGCCGCCUCUACCUCAGCCGGGCCAAGCUCAAGGCUUCCAGCCGCACCUCCGCCCUCCUCUCCGGCUUCGCCAUGGUGGCUAUGGUGGAAGUGCAGCUCGAGGACUACAACUACCCCUGGGAGCUGCUGGUGGCCUUCAGUGCCUGCACCACCGUGCUGGUGGCCGUCCACCUCUUUGCCCUCAUGGUGAGCACCUGUAUCCUGCCCAACAUUGAGGCCGUCAGCAACAUCCACAACCUCAACUCAGUCAACGAGUCGCCCCACGAGCGCAUGCACCACUACAUCGAGCUGGCCUGGGGCUUCUCCACCGCCUUGGGUAUCUUCCUCUUUCUGGCUGAGGUGGUGCUGAUCUGCUGGGUCAAGUUCAUGCCCAUCGGCAGGGUUCCCCCAGCCAGGAAAUGUUGCACCACCGCUCCAAUCCUUGCCGGUAGCGCUGUCCCGACGGCGGCCACUCAGGACAACUCUGGCUGGAACGCUGCCAUGGCUUCUACUGUGAUCAUGGUCCCCGUCGGGGUGGUUUUCAUCAUCUUUGCUUUGCACUUCUACCGCUCCCUGGUGGGCCACAAAACUGACCGGCACCAGCAAGAAUUGGAGGAACUCAACCAGAUCAAAUAUCAGCUGGAUGGGGAAGCCACGGCCCUGCAGGUGGUGUGA